AGAUACUCUGUUUGGUAAUAAUAAAAAAGAAAAACAUGUUUCCCCACCGAUCCCUUCGAAAACCGAGGUUCCUGUCCAAAGGCCUCCUAUCCAAAAGAAAAGCAAGGAUUUUAUCAAAAAAAUGAAAGAUACAGAUAGGAACGUUAUACUGUUUUAUGGUUCACAAACCGGUACCGCCGAGGAUUAUGCAUCCCGUCUAGCAAAAGAAGGUCAACAACGGUUUGGUUUAAGAACGAUGACCAUCGAUGUUGAAGAUUGUGACAUGACCCUUCUCGACAGGUUUCCAGAGGAUGGUGUGGCUUUCUUUGUGAUGGCAACUUAUGGCGAGGGAGAACCUACCGAUGAUGCCGUUGAUUUUUGGGAAUUGAUAAAUUCUGAAACUCCCGAAUUUUCGGGUGGAGUAUCGAUCGAAGAAGGACCAUUAUCGAAUCUUCGCUAUGUCGUCUUUGGUCUAGGGAACAAGACAUAUGAACAUUUUAAUGCAGUCGGAAGACGGGUUGAUGCAAAAUUAACCGAGUUUGGUGCAAAAAGAAUCGGCGUACGCGGUGAGGGCGAUGAUGAUGGUAGCUUAGAAGAAGAUUUUCUCAGCUGGAAAGAAGAUAUGUGGAAGGUCGUUUGUGAUACAAUGGGCGUUGAUCAAAAUGAAGUUCAAUCGGGAGCUCGCAUUGCCUCAUAUAAAAUUACCGAAUUAGAUGAAUAUGAUGUUAAUCAAGUCUUUUACGGCGAGCACGGUGAAAAACCUAUAGCCUCUAGCGGAGUUCAAGUUUUCGAUUCCAAAAACCCAUAUCCGUCAGCGGUUAAAGUUUCCCGUGAAUUAUUCAACACUACCGAUCGCAAUUGCAUUCAUUUGGAAUUAGAUGUUACUGGAUCAGGAAUAAACUAUCAGUCUGGUGAUCAUGUCGCAAUUUGGCCUAUAAAUCCAGAACAAGAAGUCUACCUAAUACUUAAGACACUAGGCCUUUGGGAAAAGAAAGAUACAGUAGUCAUUGUCGAAAGUACCGAUCCUUCUUCAUCAAAAAAAUAUCCGUUUCCGGUUCCCACGACUUAUGCUACGAUCUUUCGUAAUUAUCUUGAUAUACAUGCUCCGGCUUCUCGUCAGUUUAUCGCCACAUUGGCAAAUUAUGUUUCCAGUGAAGAGGGGAAGUCUAGACUCACUACUUUAGGUCAAGAUAAGGAGGCUUACCGAAAAACAGUAGCCGACGCACAUUUAACUCUUGGUGAAAUUUUGGAUUUGAUGUCUCAGAAUGGUAAACCAGUGGACACCAUUCCAUUGGAUCUGAUUAUUGAAACGUUGCCAAAAUUGCAAUGCAGAUACUACUCUAUUUCUAGUAGUCCAAAAGCCACGCCCAAUAAUAUUCAUAUUACCGCCUCAGUUUUAACAUAUAAUCCAUCUGCUGCGCCACAAAAGACGAUUUAUGGGCUUGCAACAAAUUAUAUACUUCAGGUUCACCGCAAACUCAAUAAUAUUCAACACCCAGAAAGUUCACCGUACUAUCUGUAUUCUGGUCCCCGGAACAAGUAUUAUGACGAAACUACAAAUACAAUUAGACUUGCAGUACAUGUUCGAAGAUCGAACUUUAAAUUGCCGAAAAACUUCAAAACUCCGGUGGUGAUGGUGGGUCCUGGCACUGGUGUCGCACCAUUUCGAGGGUUUAUAAUUGAAAGAGCCAAACAUAAAAGUGAUGGAAGUGAAGUUGGAGAUACUGUUUUAUUUUUCGGAUGCCGAAAGAGAAACGAAGACUUUUUGUAUGAUAAUGAAUUUGAUGAGUUAUUUAAGACACUAGGAGAAAAUGGAAAAUUGAUUACUGCAUUUUCAAGGGAGCAAGAGCAAAAAGUAUAUGUGCAGCACCGUAUUCUCGAAAACCAAGAAUAUCUAUGGGAUUUAAUUUACACUCGAGGUGGUUACUUUUAUGUAUGCGGCGACGCAAAAAACAUGGCUCGUGAUGUAAACAAUGCGCUGAUUAGAAUAGCCCAAUCGUGUGGCAACAUGGAUGAAGACAGUGCGACCGCUUAUGUCCGAGACCUAAGGAGCCGUGGGAAAUAUCAAGAGGACGUAUGGAGCUAA
Acaulospora colombiana is the source of this 2065-nucleotide messenger RNA. The record is from the annotation of a GenBank genome assembly. Lineage: Eukaryota; Fungi; Glomeromycota; Glomeromycetes; Diversisporales; Acaulosporaceae.